Molecule: messenger RNA, 2177 nt
Organism: Lutzomyia longipalpis
Lineage: Eukaryota; Metazoa; Arthropoda; Insecta; Diptera; Psychodidae
Product: mucin-4
Exons: 6
Coding region: 167-2074 (635 amino acids)
Source: RefSeq, a predicted model, not a curated record
UCAUGAAAAUUUCGCUAUAAAUUAAAAUACUCAUCAGUCUGGUCCAGGAUCUCCUACUGUUCAGUCGCAAAGUUCCUCCCAAUCUGGUGUGUGUGUUGGUAGUUUUUUUUUAAAGAAGUGAUUUAUUGAGAAAGUGCCCAAAGUGAGGAAUCAACACGGAAGCACAAUGAAAAUUUUCCUCUUUGUCGUUCUCUGUGUUUUCCACGAAAUCUACGCUAGGCCGGAAAUUUCGUGGACUGCAGGUGGUCAUCUCGACGCUAAGUAUGGACACCACUAUGAUCAGCAUCAGGAGAGCAUUCAGGCAGCCCGGAAGGGAGCUGUAGAUCGUCUCGGGCAACUGGGUGUGAGUGAUUCCUACCUUCAGGACGUCGGAAGUGGAUCUUCCUUCUCGCGUUCAUCCAACUAUGGCAGCUCCUCAUCGAGCUUUGGAAGUUCCUCUCAUGGCAGCAGCAGUGGCUUCUCUUCCGUGGGCGAUGCUGAACUCCUUGGUGGCUAUUCUGGCGUUGGUGUUGUGUCCUACCCAUCACUCUCCUCCACUGGAUCUAGUUCCAAAUUCUCCUCAAGCUCUGUGCAAGAGAGUCGUUCUGCUGCCGCCCCUGUUCACAUCUACACACCAUCAAGCUCAUCCAGCUCCAGCUUCUCUAGCUCCUCAAGUCAGAGUGAGAAUGUCCAACAGGCUCAGCCAAUUGUCUUCCCCACAUCUGGUGGCUCUGAGCGCUUCUCCAGCCAUUCUGAGCGCAUUUCCGAAGUGAAGGCAGUUCCCCAGCCGGUGAUCCUUCCCGUUUCUGGUGGCCAUGAGCGCUUCUCCAGUCACUCUGAGCGCAUCUCAGAGGUCAAAGCAGCUCCCCAGCCGGUGAUCCUUCCCGUUUCUGGUGGUCAUGAACGCUUUUCGAGUCAUUCUGAGAGAAUUUCCGAGGUGAGUGCUGCACCACAGCCGGUGAUUUUGCCUGUUUCCGGUGGUCAUGAACGCUUCUCAAGUCGAUCUGAGAGGAUUCAAGAGGUAAAGGCCGUGCCACAGCCUAUUAUUUUGCCCUCGAGCACGGGAUCUGAGCACUUCUCGAGUCGCUCUGAACGGAUCCAAGAGGUAAAGUCUGUUCCACAGCCUAUUAUCUUACCAUCAAGUGCAGGAUCUGAACGUUACUCCAGCCAUUCCGAGCGCAUCUCUUCCGUUCAGGCACAACCUGUGGUCACAGUCUACCCAUCAGCUGGAUCUGAGCGCUUCUCAAGUCAUCAGGAGAGAAUUUCUCAGUCAUCUGCAGCUGCUCCACUUCCAAUAAUUUAUCCAAGCACAGGAUCCUCUUCUCGCUACUCCAGCCAAUCUGAACGUAUUUCGUCUGCUAAUGUUGCACCAGCUCCUAUUAUUUCUCUCCCAUCUACCUCAAGCUCCCGCUACUCUGCCCACUCUGAGUCCGUAAAUCAGGGCACUAGUCAUCCGACGUACUACCCAGUUUAUCAGCCAAGUGGUGGUUCCUCGUCUAAAUACUCCCGCCAGGAGAGCUUCCAACGCUCCGGUGCUGGUGGCGGCUACGUUGUUCCUGUUUUCCCAGAAGCAUCCUCAAAAUUCCAUUCUGAACAGCAGAGCUCUUCCUCGUCAUCCUCAGGAGCAAGUGGUGGUGCCAUUGUCUACCCAACAUACCCCCUAUACGGCCUGGAUGGAAGCCGCAUUAGCUCCCGCUAUGGUGGCUCUUCCGUCUUCCACGACAGCCACUCCGGCCUAGGGCACUACAUGACGGAAUCUGAGCGUCUGGCUCGUUUGCAAUCACAGUCAGUUGGCGGAGGAGCAGCCCUCUCUGGUAGUUCCACCUUCGAAGCUGAUGCUUUCCACGAUAGCAAUCUCCUUGGAGCAACAGCUGGUCUCGGAGGAAACACUCGCUCAAAGUCCUGGGAAAGCAGCUCCAAAUGGGAGUCCGGAACUCAGUACGACGCCUCCGGAAAGCCAAAGACCUACGGAAUGCUCUCAACUGCUGAGUCUGAGCACCACAAUGUCGAUGGGAAGACAACUGGCUUCAAGGCAGCCACAACAACUGUUGAGGAUGAUGGAAAGCUCAGCACCUACAGCAUCCACACUCCAUAAUUUUUUUAAACUAAAAGAAUUUGAGAAAUAAAUUCAAUUUUGUCGAAAUUUUCUGUAAAAUGAAAUUCUUUUGAGAAAUAAAACGCUGCCGUUUUUUAGAAAU